Messenger RNA from Geosmithia morbida, 1413 nucleotides. RefSeq names its product CCR4-NOT transcription complex subunit 2. Gene Ontology annotation, cellular component: P-body; CCR4-NOT core complex. The transcript is spliced from 5 exons. Lineage: Eukaryota; Fungi; Ascomycota; Sordariomycetes; Hypocreales; Bionectriaceae. Gene Ontology annotation, biological process: nuclear-transcribed mRNA poly(A) tail shortening; regulation of DNA-templated transcription. The coding region runs from base 1 to 1413 and encodes 470 amino acids. The record is from RefSeq and is a predicted model, not a curated record.
AUGCCCAGUGGAUUUGGUGGCCAGCAACAGCAGCAGCAGCAGCCGCAACAAUCCAAUAGAUCCGUCUCGGGUCGUCUACCAAACGGCAAGAUGGCAAACAACAACAGCCCUGGCUGGGCGUUCGGUGGCGGGGUACCCAUGGGAGGAGGAGCCGGCAUCCAAAAUCCCAAUCGUCAGAUGGGAGGGAAUGUGAGCUUUGCUCAGAGUCUGAGCGGCUUGCAACCGGGAGCACCCUUGGACCUCUCGGAAUUCCCUUCACUCUCCAACACGCCGCAAAUGGGUAAUGCCAACCCAGCGUCAAUGUGGUCAUCCGGUUCCCGAAAUAUCAGUGUCCCUGUACAGCGCAACCAGUCGACGCCCCUGUCCUCGCAGGCUGGUCAAGAGGAGCUGUACAGCUCCCCUUCAUCUCGCAUGGCUACCGCUCAGCAGCAACAGCAGUCGUUUCGCUUCGGUAACCAGCAGCAGCCAUCGUCGGCAACCUCCCAGCAGAUGCAGCAGACCACAGCCGACGACUUCCCUCCCCUUAGUAGGACGGCGAAUGGAGACGUCGGAUUUGCGGCAGCUGCUCAGGGCAGCAGGGGAAACGGCCUCCUGAACGCACUCUCUGCUAACAGCCGAUCGACCGAGACACGCACGCCCCCGGGCAUCGUCCCAGGUAAGCAAAGCAAAGUCGAGGCCGGACAACCUCUACAAGCAAGCGGUGAACCGCUAUUGACAUACACCUCGACAGGCCCCACGAGAGCUCAAGGAGAGGACGGUGGUAUUGGAAACUCUGGAUCGCAAGGCGCUGCUGAUCAAGCUCCAUCCAGGCUUGGCGACGAUGGCGACAAGGACUCACAGGCUCCUGAAGGCGUAGAUCUCCUUGCCGGAAUGCCGGAAAAAGACAAAUGGAGUAUCAAGGGACUGCGCACCCUGAUGAACAACUAUCCCGACUUCCACGCGAUGAGCGUUGGACUGGAUCCCACGACAUUGGGUCUCGACGUCACGUCUCCCGAACUCCUGUCGACUCAGACCUUCUCGCUCUUCGAUGACGCGCCUGCACGGCCAACGGUCAGCGGCAGCAGGUUCCGCUUACCCGACUGCUACAACGUGACCAACGUGCAGCCGAUAGAGACCAAGAUUCAAAGCUUCAACGAGGAGACUCUGUUCUGGAUCUUCUACAGCUGUCCGUACGACAUCAAGCAGCAAAUGGCAGCCGUUGAGCUGCACUCGCGCAACUGGAGGUGGCACAAGAAGCUCCAGGUGUGGCUUACCAAGGACGAGCAGAUGACUCCCCAGAUUCUCAGCCCCGUACAUGAGAGGGGUUACUACAUCGUCUGGGACACCUCGAGUUGGCGAAAGGACCGACGCGAGUUCACGUUGUACUACAACGAUCUAGAUACAUCGCUGAGCCAGCCGCCAGUAGUGGCGUAA